Messenger RNA from Suillus subalutaceus, 2385 nucleotides. RefSeq lists its product as uncharacterized. Gene Ontology annotation, cellular component: NELF complex. Gene Ontology annotation, biological process: negative regulation of transcription elongation by RNA polymerase II. Bases 1 to 2385 code for a protein of 794 amino acids. Lineage: Eukaryota; Fungi; Basidiomycota; Agaricomycetes; Boletales; Suillaceae. The record is from RefSeq and is a predicted model, not a curated record. The transcript is spliced from 8 exons.
AUGGUCUUUAUCGAAGCCCUUCGUAGUGCAACAUUGGAUGAUGGAGUUAUCAAUAUAGAUCCAGACGCUCUUGAACGCCUUUGCAACCCACCUCAAGAGGUUCUCACUAUUGACGAUCCUGAUGUACUCUUGUCAUUGAAGCUGUUCCUUGCCGACACCACUGAAGCCGCUUACAAUUCCAUCCGCCAGGCUAUCAUGGAACACUUUCCUAACUCCGAAGUCUUAUCACACUAUCAAGUCUGUCAUCGUGUUGCCCUUCUUAGCAGAAUUCAACCUAUUGUGCAUGACAUGUGCAUAGACUCAUGUAUCGCAUUUUGCAGGCCCUGGCAACACCACAACAAGUGUCCAAAGUGCGGGCAAGAUCGUUAUGACCAGAAUAUCUUACGAAAGAGUCACGGGAGAAAAAAGGUGCCUGUUCGUGUCUUUGAGACUAUACCUGUUGCAGACCAGAUUCAGGCACUUUGGAGGGACCCUAGCAGUGCCCAAAAGAUGCGAUAUUGGGAUGAUGCCACCAGUGUGCUUCUCAGCAAGCUCAAGACAAAUGGUGGCAUUAUUGAUGCUUACGAAGAUUUCUUUGAUGGAACAGAUUAUCUUGAUGCUGUCCGAUUGGGCAAGAUCAAAGAGGGUGAUCCUAUCCUCAUGCUUUCGAUUGAUGGUGCUCAGUUGUAUGAGAUGUUUGACCACCACCCGCAGGACCACUACAAGCAGAAGUAUGUACUACCUGGUGGAUUUAUUCCUGGUCCCAACAAGCUGAAGAAUGUGGACUCAUUCUUGUUUCCUGGCCUAUAUCACCUCGCGGCCGUUCAGCGUGAAGAUGGCCUGGGCAUGGUUUAUCUCAAUGGACUCAUAGGUUCGCAUGGAGGUAAUGGCUGUCGACUUUACUGUGGUACGAGAGGGCGCCAUAAACCAGGUGCUGGUGGACAUUAUUAUCCUGCACUUCUUAAGCCAAACAACUAUGAUCACGCCAGUUCUAACCAUCCUGAUAUCAACGUCAAGAGCCUUUCUCCAGCAUCUUUGGGAAACUAUCUCGAAAGCCUUAAGCACCUGAUGGAAUCACACACCCAAAAUCAGUAUGAGCAGCGCCAUCUCCAAACAGGUAUCUUGAAACCCACUAUCUUUCUUGGUAUACAACCCAACAAUAUCCUUGGUAUUCCUGGCUGUUUCGGGUCUGAUAUCAUGCACCUUGCUGCAAUCAACAUCGCUGAUGAACUUAUUCCAAUCUGGCAUGGCUCGUUUCGGUGUGAACCCACUGACAAUAAGGAGACAUGGGAAUGGGCUGUUCUCGAGGGUCGGGUAUGGCAGGACCACGGAAAAGCUGUAGCAGAUGCAACUCCUUACCUUCCCAGGUCAUUUGAUCGUCUCCCUCACAACCCUGCACAGAAAAUCAACAGUGGAUACAAGGCUUGGGAGUUCUUACUCUAUCUCUUUGGCCUCGGACCUGCAAUCCUUUAUGGUGUUCUCCCAGACAUCUACUGGAAGAACUUUUGCAAGCUCAUUUGUGGGAUUCGAAUCAUGCAGCAACACAAAAUUCUCGGAGCUGACUUGUGUGAAGCUCACGAGAUGCUCACACAGUUCGAGAAAGAGUUUGAACUCCUGUACUAUCAGUGUUGUACUGUCACAAAGGGUCCUCCAAUCUGCUCUUCACAGUGGACCAUGGAACACACAAUCAGCAACCUUGGCCGCGAAAUUCGUUCGCAUUCUCAACCUUAUGCGAACUUGUCUGGAUGCAGUGUUCGACGUUGUCAAGUCAACGCACUGAAAGUUAUGAUUCCCACUCUCGACCCACCAACAGACACACUCCCGCGCUGCUCAUCUGACCUGGAACACACUGCCCAUCACCUACCACCACAUCAAGCAAAUGCCCUUGUUUCAUACCUUGGCACUCAUGGUAUCAACACUACUGCAAAUCAAUGUCCGCGAAUUGUUCGAUGGGCCCUUGCACGAUCGAGUUGGAAGGAAAAUACUAUGACACAUAUGCUACGCAUGGCACGCAAUGUGAAGCUUUGUAUCAAUGACCACAUACAAUUCGGCGAGGUUCAGUUUUAUUUUCAGAUGAACUUGAAUGGAGCUGUCAAAACUCUUGCUCUUGUCUUUGAAAUUCAAGCUGUCAUCACAAUGAUCCCCCAUAAGCUCCCCAACAACCCAGAACUUCGUUUCUUCCUUGUUAAAAAACCUGGUCUUGAUGUUGCUCAAUUUGCAGGCCAUGUUGAUGAAGAUGAGGAAGGAGAUGGAGACAGAGACAGAGACAGAGACAGAGACAGAGACAGAGACAGAGACAGAGACAGAGACAGAGACAGAGACAGAGACAGAGACAGAGACAGAGACAGAGACAGAGACAGAGACGAGACAGAGACAGAGACAGAGACAGAGACAGACGAGGUAUAA